Molecule: messenger RNA, 2946 nt
Organism: Pestalotiopsis fici W106-1
Lineage: Eukaryota; Fungi; Ascomycota; Sordariomycetes; Amphisphaeriales; Sporocadaceae
Exons: 3
Coding region: 1-2946 (981 amino acids)
Biological process (GO): innate immune response
Cellular component (GO): cytoplasm
Molecular function (GO): protein binding
Source: RefSeq, a predicted model, not a curated record
AUGAAUACUAGACAAAAAGCCGAAGAACGAGCGAAACAGUUCCGCCAACUGAUGAAAUGGCUGGCACCACCCGAUCCGCUAUACGACUUUGAUAAAGCACGCAAAUUACGCCGAGGAAGUACAGGAACGUGGUUAUUGGAAGAUCGUAUGUUUCAAUCCUGGAAGGAGAAAGCAAAUUCCUUUCUGUGGAUCAACGGCAAAGUUGGUUCCGGCAAAACUAUCCUGAGUUCUACUGUGAUCGCUGAACUGAGAUCACAAGAGUCUCAUUCGCCCAGGGUUCUCUUCUACUUCUUCACAUUCUCAGACGUGGCAAAACAAUCUUUGGAGAGUGCGAUUAAAUCACUUAUUUUUCAAGCAUAUGUUCAGAUUGCUCAAACUCGAGAACCACUCGAUUUGCUCUACAGGCGACAAAUGGAUGGGGCACAAGCAGCAACUCUUGAGAGGCUUUGCGAAACUUUCAGCAAUAUGAUUCAACUUGCUGGCGAAGUAUGGAUCGUACUUGAUGCCCUCGAUGAGAGUACAACACUAGAUGAUCACCAAGGACAAGGAAUACUUCCAUGGAUAAAGAAACUUCAUGAAGCGAGCCUCAACACCCAUGUCCUUGUCACAAGCCGCCCAGAACCAAACAUAAGGGCAAGCUUUUCAGAGCUUGAUCCGGAGGGGCACACUAUAUAUCUUGACGAUUCUCGAGUAUCUUCCGACAUAGACGACUAUAUCGAUUCAACGAUCAACGAUCCUGGCUCUUUCAGGAAAUGGGAUCAUGGUCCGAAUACCUCAAGUACCAGUGUUAAAGCCUGUAUGAAAGAUGAGUUGAAGAAGAAAGCAGGUGGAAUGUUUAGAUGGGUCUCAUGUCAAUUUGAAACACUGUCCAUUUGCAGCGACCACGAGGAGGUUCGUCGCACACUCGAAGACCUUCCAGGUAACUUGCAUGACACAUACUCUCGUAUCUUAAAAAGAAUUGAUGAUCAGUCGCGCUUGCGCCCGCGCUUCAAGAGCAAAGCGAUCAGACUAUUGCAAUUCUUGAUAUUCUCGGAACGUCCACUUCUGAUCGAAGAAGCUGUUGACGUACUGGCCACCGAAGUAGGAACCUCUGGUGGUUUCAAUCCAGAUGAUCGAAUGAAGGACCAAGAACAGAUACUGGAAUACUGCUCGGGGCUAGUAGUAAAGGUCCCCCAGGUUGAUCCCAGCUUGUGGCUUAGCGAGGAUAUUCGAACAGACCAUUUCAUGCUACAACUUGCCCAUGUUUCGGUAAAAGAAUACCUAACAUCUCAACAAAUGGACAAUCAGUUCCUUCAAAACUUCACCCCAGGAGUUUCCCAGAACUCUAUAGCAGAGACAUGUCUUUCUUAUCUGCUGGCAUAUAACCACAAACGGAGUCUGGAAAUCGGCCAACACUCAGUCUCAUUCAUGGAACGCUCAUUUCCAUUCGCGGAGUACUGUAGAAGCCAUUGGGCAAACCAUCAAGCGAAAGCUGAAAUGGAAUCGGAUGACGUACCGAGUUGCAUUCUUGCGGCCAACUUUCUCUCUGGCCAAACAUUAUUUGAACUGAGUCAAUCUGAUUUUUGGUGGAAACUAGAUAUUACAGCGAGAGCGCUGUUAUUCGCAUCCGAAAAGGGCCUCUUCCACACCAUUGGGGAACUUUUACGGAGACCUUACUUUUCAGACCCAGCUGCAUUGAGGUUCUUGUCUGACGAUGCGCUCUGUAAAGCAGCAGAUCAUGGUCAUACCAAAACAGUAUCAGUCCUGCUCCAAAAGGUCAAUGAGAUGAAUGCCCCGGCCAUCAAUCUCAAUGAUUCCCUGGUGAAAGCCUCGAAAAGAAAUCAUUGGGGCGUGACAAGCACUUUGAUUGCCUACUCUGCCGGAGACACCAGAAUCAGCAAUGCCCUUGCUAAUGCUCUGGUUGCAGUGUCCGGAGACGGUUACGUAGAAUUUGCGCAACGUUUACUCCAGCACGGAGCUAAGCCGACUGAAAGAGCUCUUACUGCUGCUUCGUCUUCCGGUCACAUUCAAAUUGUACAGUUGUUACUUAAGCACGGAGCUAACGUACCAAGCGAAGCAAUUACUGCUGCUUCGCGUUCCGCACUUACUGCUGCUUCGGGUCGUGGUGAUAUCGAUAUUAUGCGGCUUCUGCUCGAGCACGGAGCUGAUAUACAAAGCGAAGCACUUAUUGCUGCUUCGGGUCGUGGUGAUAUCGAUAUCAUGCGGCUUGUGCUCGAGCACGGAGCUGACGUACAAAGCGAAGCACUUGCUGCUGCUUCGGGUUUCGGUGAUAUCGAUAUUGUGCGGUUUCUAUUUGAUUACGGAAUGGCACAAAAUAGCAUUGGGCUCUUCGGUAAUGCUCUUCAGGCAGCGAUGAAUAGCGACCGUCUCUGUGUUGUACGACUGCUUUUAGAGAAGGGGGCAAUUAUGGAAAAGCAGUCUACAUACGAAAGUAACGUCCUUGAGAUUGCUUGCGCCAGAGGCCACGAUGAUAUUGUGGAAAUGUUGCUUGAAAGAGAACCCAGGCCGAAUGAAUCCAACAUCAGCUAUUAUAUCAAUAAUGUCUAUAGCACACGAAAUGGCGCAGCUGAGACUAAGCGCCAAUUCGUCAAGGCAUGCCAAAUCUCUCGACCUUUGGACCGUGGAGAAUAUUAUCGUCGAGCCCUCCGUGCAGCGCUUUCUUCAGGCCACCAGAAGAGUUUUGCGUUAAUCAUGGACAGGAUUAUUGAUGAGCCAAAAGGAGGCGAACUGUAUACUGAUACCCUUCGAGCCACCGUACGGAAUGGUCCUGAAGAUGUCUUGGGGAAACUGAUGGAACAGCUACUUGCAAAUCAGAGGCUCUACGACUUUGUCUUGCGCGACGCACGAUCGAACAAAUGGGAGAAUGUUGUGAGGGAAUUACACAGUGCACAUGAUCGGGAGGAAGGACGAGACAACGAUAUGGCAGGAGGUCGUGUGUAUGCGUAG